Messenger RNA from Fundulus heteroclitus (mummichog), 2831 nucleotides. Its product is annotated as TNF receptor-associated factor 3. The record is from RefSeq and is a predicted model, not a curated record. Gene Ontology annotation, cellular component: plasma membrane signaling receptor complex. The transcript is spliced from 14 exons. Lineage: Eukaryota; Metazoa; Chordata; Actinopteri; Cyprinodontiformes; Fundulidae. Bases 285 to 2066 code for a protein of 593 amino acids. Gene Ontology annotation, molecular function: zinc ion binding; tumor necrosis factor receptor binding. Gene Ontology annotation, biological process: regulation of canonical NF-kappaB signal transduction; regulation of cytokine production; protein K63-linked ubiquitination.
CUGACGGUAUGCUCCUCUUUGGGCAACUGGGGGAUUUCCUGAGCGGAAACAGCGGAGGGGGUUUCCAGCUUGAUCAGCCCAGGCCUCCCUGCUGGCUCUCUGAGGUGGACCCAGUAACUUUUCUCUGCCGAACUGACAGCACCAAGCGAACUCAGGGAGGUUCUGAGCGGAACUGGACCAUGAGGAGUCCGCCUGAAGCCUGGAGGCUCCACGGCAGCGUCAGCGGAACGGCGACGGUUUGAAUCCGCAGUGAAUCCGCCGAGGAGACUGAUCCUCCUCAGGUCAUGUCAUCAGGGAGAAAUGCUAAUGGGAGGGAAGUGCAGAUACCCCUUCAGCAGGUGGCGCCUUCAGUUGUUGCUCCCCUUUCUUCUACCCUCGCCAUCACGUCAGCCUCCCACCGCUCAGCCAAUCCCUGGUCUCCGUGCGAUCUCACUCCUCAACAAAGUGCUCCUGCAGGCUUCCAGCCUCUUCAUGGAGGGUUUAGAGAUCAUUUCGUUGAAAAGCCUGAGGCCAAAUACUGCUGCGAGGCGUGCAGGCGGGUCCUGUGUGAGCCCCGCCAGACUGAGUGUGGACACCGUUUCUGUCAGAGCUGCAUCAACGACAUCCUCAGUCACCCUAACCCCGUGUGUCCGGCUGACAUGGAGCCUCUGUUCAAAGACAAGAUCUUUAGAGAUGUGUGUUGCCAUCGAGAGAUUAUGGCGCUGAAAGUCUUCUGUCGGAGUAAAGCUAAUGGCUGUCAGGAGCAAAUGAGUCUGCAGCAGAUACCUGACCACCUGAACGUGUGUCCGUUCUUCGAGGUUCCCUGUCCGCUGGGUAAAUGCAAAGAGAGGGUGAUGAGAAAGGAGAUUCCUGAGCACCUGGCGUGGAAAUGUAAACACAGGGAGAGCACUUGUGAAUUCUGCAUGACCAAGAUGCCUUUGACUGACCUACAGAAACACAAAGAGACCAUGUGUCCGUCGUUCCCUGUGCCCUGUCCCAACCACUGCUGCUCCUCCCUGCUCCGCAGCGAGCUAACCAGCCACCAGCAUGACUGUCCCAAAGCCCAGGUCAGCUGUCUGUUCCACCGCUACGGCUGCACCUUCAAGGGCUUAAAUCAAGAUAUGAGGCAGCAUGACUCAACCUUCGUAGCUGAACAUCUAAGAAUGAUGGUCAAAGGGAACUGCUUGUUGGAGAACAAGGUGGAGAACGUGAAGGAAGAGCUGAUGGAGAGAUGUAAGGUACUUCCUGCUCUCAGCAGCCGACUGUCCGAGUUAGAGAGCCAGAACGAAGAGCUGCGAGAGAAGAACCGACAGACGGAGCAGAAGCUGGCCACCAUGCAGAAACUGAUGAGCUCGCAUUCGGAGAAGCUGCUGGAGUUGGAGAUGGAGCUCCGUUCAUUUCGGGUGCUGAGAGAAGAGGUGGAGACCUUACGAGGGACGGUGGAGAACGUUCGGACGCGGCUCAGCACCUUGGAGCAGGGCGGACGGAGUGGAUCUGGCUCCACUCAUACUCUCGCGUCUUUGGAAACCCAGCUCAACCGACACGACGACAUGCUGAGUGUCCAUGAAAUCCGGUUGGCUGACAUGGACUUGAGGUUCCAGGUACUGGAGACGGCUAGCUACAACGGGACUCUAAUCUGGAAAAUCCGCGACUACAAGAGGCGGAAACAGGAAGCCGUGGCAGGAAAAACGCUAUCGCUGUACUCGCAGCCAUUUUAUACCGGAUAUUUCGGCUACAAGAUGUGCGCUCGGGUUUACCUGAAUGGAGACGGCAUGGGCAAGGGGACACACCUGUCGCUGUUCUUUGUGGUGAUGAAGGGCGAGUACGACGCCCUGCUGCCCUGGCCCUUCAAACAGAAGGUGACUUUGAUGCUGAUGGACCAGGGUCCUUCCAGGAAACACCUGGGGGACGCCUUUAAGCCCGAUCCAAACAGCAGCAGCUUCAGACGUCCCACAGCAGAGAUGAACAUCGCCUCUGGCUGCCCUCUGUUUGUGGCUCAAAGUCUCCUGGAGACGGGCAGCUACAUCAAAGAUGAUACCAUCUUCAUCAAGGUGACAGUGGAUACAUCUGACCUCCCUGACCCAUGAUAUUAGGAACUUAUUUGUCCGAUAUCACCUCACCAAUGCAAGAUCUGCACAGCCAGGACUAAUGGGAAGGAUCAGUGAUGCUGGAGGCUCCUCAGGCUGAAGGACAGGAAGCAGCCAAUCAGAAUGCUCCCCGUCUUCUGAUUGUUAUAUGGACUGCAGAGCUGUGUGUGUGUCUGGUUGAAUGUGAAUUGAUCUGUUGUGACGUCACCAUGGUGACCUUAUCCAGAACCAACAUGCCCAUCACAGUGGGGGCGUUGUUGUCACUCACUCCUGACGUGCAUUAAGCCCGACUUCCUGUUUAAUACCCGCUUACUGGGUGAUGCUGGGAAACGUGCCACAGUUGCAGAGGAAGUUUUGAAACUCCAGUUCACAGCAGAACAGAUCAGCACCACUGGAUCAGACGAAGGUCAGUACAAAGCCAUAAACUGAGCAACGAGGUGGCUGGAGCUCCUAAGCCAGAACAUGCUCAACUCAUUCAGACUGGUUUUGUCAGGCUAACUAGCUGAUGUCACACUAGCACUAUUUUUUUUUUUAACCUCAUAUCCUAACUAGUUUGUUUUUCUUCACUAAGCGUUUUCAGCCAGCCUAGCAUGUCUCAUCCUGCUCACCUGGUGACUGGCCAGACCUGAAGCAGCUAACCAGCAUCUGUACGCCCUCUGGCUCAGCGGCUCUGAGUCAGUCAAACUGUUUGGUUGGUUCAGGUUUUCAUACAAUCAAACUGACAGGGUAGUUGGGCUUGACCUGUGGUUCGUAGCUCACUUUUAU